AUGGGAGGAAACAAGCGCAAGCGCACAGAGGCUGGAUGCUCAGAUGACGAAGAUCCGGUAAAGAAAAGCUCAGAUGUGAAUAGCUUUGGCGUUGCUCAAACACUCUCGCUCCUAAACUCGGGCAAGGCAAAGUCUCAGAACGGUAUCGACUCGGAAGAACCUGGGAAGGCGCAGGAUGAUAUGCCCAAGGAAAGAGCUUCGAAGAAGAAGCGCGUGGACGGGGAGAAGACAAAAUACCCCGUUCUUACCUAUGUCGAAGGCAAAUUGCAGUCAUCCAUCCGAAUUGCUGAUCUCCAGAGUCUGCUACUCUACUGCUUUGCUGAUGGCGUCGCGCCGCAGUGGAUCUCAGUCAAGCACUCCGGUCAUGUUAGGAAGAUUGUCGUGCUGAUGGUGCCCGGUCUGGAACUGGGCAUGUUUGACGGAUCACUUCCUCUGGAUGCGGACUCCGUCAGUGAAAAGGACACAGAAGAACCUGCCGGUACGGACAAGGCGAUGGAUGUGGAUACAAAAGCGGAGGACUUUGCGCGCUGGAAGCAAGGUCUGCCGCUGGAGGACCGGUCACAUCGGUUCAAUCCUCGCCCUCUUUCGCGCGGUGACCUUCCGGCACCCCUACAGCCGCUAGCGGAUAUGUUCCCUCACGCCUGGCCCGUAAAAGCCCCCGGUGAUUCCAAGUACAACAAGAUCCACUCUCCACUUCAAGCCAUACUUCUAUCUGCUCUACCGAAGGGCAAGGAUAGUAAUACGAAGGGAGUAAAACCUCCCAAGGUGGAUAAGAGUAUCGCCUUCCAGCGUACACCGAUCACCACUUUCAUUAGCUCUCUGGAAGAUCUCCGGGAGAACGACUAUGUGCUUCAUCCGGCUCUGCUCGCCACAGAACAAGAAAAGUCGACUUUGUUGGAGAAUCGCAAGCGGGCCGGACAUUCCAAGGAAGAUGGGUGGGUAGAUACUCACGUCGAGAGCUUGGAGGCUGGACAGGUACCAGACUCUGAAAUCCAGCAAGGCAGCAUGACCGCAGGUCGGGAUGUGCUAGCGUUGGAUUGCGAGAUGUGUAUCACCGAAGGGGGCCAAUCCGAGCUCACGCGCAUCAGCAUGGUCCGGUGGGAUGGUGAAGUUGUACUAGAUGAGCUGGUGAAACCCCAGCGACCUAUCAUCGAUUAUUUGACUCGUUUCUCUGGUAUCACGAAAGAGUUGCUCGAUCCCGUCACUACCACUCUUGCCGACAUCCAGCAGAAGCUACUCUCUCUCCUUACUCCUCGUACCAUCAUUGUCGGCCACUCCCUGAAUUCCGAUUUCAACGCCCUGAAACUCACUCACCCAUUUAUUGUCGACACCACCUUUAUCUACCCCCAUCCCCGCGGACCGCCGCUCAAGUGCAGUUUGAGAUGGCUCACCCAGAAGUAUCUCGGAAAAGAAAUCCAGAAGGGCCAGACAGGCCACGACUCGAUCGAAGAUGCGCGCGCUGUUCUCGAACUCGUGAAGCAGAAGUGCGAAAAGGGUGAGCGCUGGGGCACUAGUGAGGCAUCGAACGAGAGUAUCUUCAAGCGUCUGGCACGCUCCAUGCGUUCCGGGAAAGCGUCUACCAACGAAGGCCGCACCGGAGCUGUUGUCGACUGGGGCAACCCGGAGCGCGGCUUCGGGUCGCAGGCGACUACAUCGAUAGGAUGCAGCAACGACACCGACGUUGUAAACGGCGUUUCCAAGGUAGUCAACGGCGACGACAGCAACCCCUCCAUUCCCGGAGGCGGUGUUGACUUCACUUGGGCCAGAUUGCGCGAACUCGAAGUUUAUCGCGGCUGGUGCAAUCGGAUGCCCGACCCCAACAACGCGAACGAGUCGACGACGCUCGUUCCCCCUCCUGAAGAAACGACUCCGACAUCCGCCGCCGUCUCCCCCACGAAAGAAGCCACUCGGAACCUCGCCGACACCGUCUCCCGCACCGUCUCCAACAUCCACCAAAUCUACCAAUCCCUCCCCCCUUGCACGUUAUUCCUCGUCUACUCCGGCACCGGAGACCCUCGCGAAGUCAGCCGCCUCCAAGCCAUGCACAAGACCUUCCGCGAAGAAUUCAACUCCCGCAAACCGUGGGAUGAAUUGACCGUUAAAUGGACCGAUACUGAGGAACAGGCGCUUAAGAAGGCCUGUGAGCGAGCCAGAGAAGGCUGCGGGUUUAUGUGUGUGAAACCGGGUUCAAGAUACAGGUCCUGGUGGUUUGGCUCGCUUGUCACGAAUGCCUUUCGGGGCUUCUUACGGAAAUUCCCCAUGCUUUGA
This is a messenger RNA of Aspergillus luchuensis, 2268 nucleotides long. Its product is annotated as RNA exonuclease. Gene Ontology annotation, molecular function: nucleic acid binding; exonuclease activity. The coding region runs from base 1 to 2268 and encodes 755 amino acids. The record is from RefSeq and is a predicted model, not a curated record. The transcript has 2 exons. Gene Ontology annotation, cellular component: nucleus. NCBI's taxonomy places the organism in Eukaryota, Fungi, Ascomycota, Eurotiomycetes, Eurotiales, Aspergillaceae.